Molecule: messenger RNA, 1724 nt
Organism: Lytechinus variegatus (green sea urchin)
Lineage: Eukaryota; Metazoa; Echinodermata; Echinoidea; Temnopleuroida; Toxopneustidae
Product: alpha-amylase-like
Exons: 5
Coding region: 167-1666 (499 amino acids)
Biological process (GO): carbohydrate metabolic process
Molecular function (GO): cation binding; alpha-amylase activity
Source: RefSeq, a predicted model, not a curated record
UGUUAUACGCACCACAAUCCCUCCAGUACAAAUAAUCCCAGAUAAAUACAGCUGGUAUUGCUCAAUGGAUCGUCAGUUGUGAUCCCAGCAUCAAAGGGAAAACAAGCAAGGACUGCUCAUCUUCAUCAGUUCAUCGACUUGUUGUAAGGCACCUAUCUGACCUGCGAUGUUGCUUCGUGGUGUUGUUCUUCUUGUGGUAGUGGUCGCCACCCACGCCGGGUUCUCCGAUCCGAACUUCGUGGGUCGUCGUUCGACCAUCGUCCACCUCUUCGAAUGGAAGUGGCCAGCCAUUGCCCAAGAAUGUGAAACAUUUCUAGGACCUCGUGGGUUCGCUGGUGUACAGGUUUCCCCUCCAAACGAACACAUAUACCACAAAAUUUACCAUGACGGCAAAACAGACUUUACUUGGUGGUCGCGCUACCAACCCGUGAGUUACGAGAUCAACAGCAGGAGCGGUGGAGAAAGCGAGUUUAAGGACAUGGUACAACGAUGCAACAAGGUCGGGGUUCGAAUCUACGUCGACGCCGUCAUCAACCACAUGGCAAAUGAUAACAGUUAUGAAUUCCCCAAAGUGCCGUACCACUGGUGGAACUUCCACGCCAAAAACAGUAAAUGCGGCACAGAUACGAACGAAAUCAAAGAUUACAGCGACGCCCACCAGGUCCGGUUCUGUGAAUUGAAUGGUUUGGACGACCUUGACUAUUCCGUACCACAAACUGUGGAGAAGGUAGUCAGUUACCUCAACAAGCUUUUGAGCUACGGUGUUGCAGGAUUCAGAAUUGAUGCCGCCAAGCACAUGUUACCCUCGGAAAUUCAAAACGUUGUCAAUAAAUUGGGAAAGACGACUUUUGGUACUGAUCCAUACAUUUACCAGGAAGUCAUAGCCAUCAAUGAUCUCGAACCCAUAAAAUCAACCGAGUACGUUUCCAGCGGCGAUGUGACAGAGUUCAAAUUCUGUUACGAAAUUGAAAAACUUGGUAAGGGAACGAAAGCGCUGAGAGACUUUAGGACAUUGGGAAGGGAAUGGGGAUUGCUUGAUAAGUCGCAAGCUUUGGUUUUCGUGGAUAACCAUGACAACCAAAGAGGUCACGGUGGCGGAGGUCACAUUCUGACCUUCAAAGACAGCGCGGCAUACAAGAAAGCAACAGCAUUUACCCUCGCCUGGAACUACGGAGUCGCUAGGAUCAUGAGCUCAUAUCAAUUCACCAAUGGCGAACAUGGACCUCCAUGCAAUGUAAAUGGUGACACGCUGCUCCCACAAAUUAAGAAUGACGGUUCGUGCGAUGGGGGUUGGGUCUGUGAACAUCGCUGGAGACAGAUCCGCAACAUGGCCUGCUUCCGGAAUGCUGCUGGAAUGGAACCAGUCUCGAACUGGAGAGCCGAUGAACAGUUUGAUUUCAUCUCUUUCUCAAGGGGCAGCAACGCUUUCUUCGCACUUAGCAACGACAAAGACAAAGUGAUACGCUGGGUGCCCACAGGGCUAUCACCUGGGCACUAUUGUGAUCUGAUCAGCGGAGACCCAACCGAUACUGGUUGUACUGGCCAAACUGUAACCGUGAACGAUCACGGGUGGGCUGAGAUCAUCCUCCAUCCAGGGGAAGACUCGAUGAUAGCACUCACUGAGAGAGACAAAGCCGGCAGUGGCGGUGGAUGCAAGUGGAACUAGAAAGAUCAUCUUGCAAUGGCACUCCUACAAAUCAACAGAAUGAAGCCAUAAAACACUA